Messenger RNA from Podarcis lilfordi (Lilford's wall lizard), 20954 nucleotides. Lineage: Eukaryota; Metazoa; Chordata; Lepidosauria; Squamata; Lacertidae. The record is from the annotation of a GenBank genome assembly.
AACCGAGAAACCGGCCGUUAGUCGCCGGCCGUCUAACCGUCUCUCUCAUUGGCCCAAUUCGAGCGGGCGGAGGAGGCAGUUGAGCCCCAACGGUGGGAUUGGGCGGGCGAGCCGAGGAGGCGCCGCGAUGGCGACGAGGAGCGUGGUCUUCGUCACCGGCAACGCCAAGAAGCUGGAGGAGGUGCGAGAAGCGGCCGGAGGGGAUUCUGGAAGCGCUUCCAGGCGCAGGUGGUUUAGGCGCCGCCGCCAUUGCUCUCCGGCCUGAGAGAGAGAGAGAGAGAGGCGUCCGCCCGGCGGAGCCCCGAGGCUCUCGAGUCCGGGGGUUCCAGCCCGUGUGUCGAGGCGCCCUGGGGUGCCGUGAAGGGUGGUCGGGGUGCCGCGGGCAACCCUGGCCUGUCCCUCUUUCCCUCCUCGGACGCCCCCUCACGUCUCUGCCCGCGCGGGCGAAGGGGCCUCUGGGGCUGCCCGGGGGGGGCGGCGCUGGGUGCCAGGCGCUGAGGCAGCCCUCAGAAAGGCAGCUUGGCAAGUGUGGGCGAUGUUCUCCAUUUCUCAAGAAGAGCUCCGCCCCAGACCCCCGAGGGGGUCGCUCCCCCACUGCCAGGGGCCUCCUCUUUCCAGCCCCCAGGAGGCGGGGUGAGGAAGCACCUCUCCCUGGAGGGGGGUCGGCGGCUCAGAGACCAGGCCUGUGGCAGCUGCGGGCCAGAGGAGGAGAGGAGGCUGAGGGAACACUUUAUAAGGGGGCCAUGGACUCUAAACAGUUGAAACCCUCUGAUCUAAACCAACCCCUGAAAUGCGGGAAUCUUUCAUGCAAUGUGGGGCUUAAUCUGAGAUUAACUCCUGUGUGUGUUUGAGAGAGAAAGGGAGGAGAAAGGCAGAGAUAUUGAGACACCCAUUGUGGUGUGUGAGAUGAAUAUAUUCAUUAGGACAUUGUAUAUUGGGGGGAGGCCGUUUUUCCUUACUACACUCCCGGUGUAUACCCAGUCCUGAGCCCUCUCCAAUUGUGGAAGAGGGGAGGAGGGGAAUUUGAUAUAAAGGCAACACUAUUUGGAAAUAAUAAGAUGACAAAAGAUAAAUUUCCUGCAACACAAUUGCUGUCUGGAGUGAGGCCUUGUCAGCAUGUAACACCCUGGUCAGAGUUCUGCACUGGUUGCUUAUUUCUGACAUUCAAGCAUAUAAAGCCCUUAACAAAUUGGGACUAAUUUACCUGAGUUUAUCUAUGAGAUCGCCAUACCUCACCUGUGCCCACUCACCCACUUCAAAAGGUGGAAUUGGCACUGCUACAGAUGCCUGUUCUGCAUUGAUAAGAACUCAUUCGUUCAAUGGGGCAGUGCCUACACUUUGGAGCUCCUUGUCUGUUGAGAUCAAGUAGGUCAGGCAUGUCCAGAGUCCGUUUUGGGGGCCCAAUCCAGCCCACCGGUUGAUUUAAUCUGGCCCCCGUGGCAGUAUAUGUUCUGGGGUAAAAUCCUUAAAAAAAGCUUUGGGGUAAAAUUGUAAAAAAAGCUCAGUGUCUUUGGUCGACCCUUACGCAUGUUCACUUCAUCAAAUCUGGCCUUCUUUGAAAGUAAGUGCUUUCACUGUACUCUUUUCAGUGCUUGCUGAAAACAUUCCUGUUUAGAGAAGUCUGCCAAGAUGCUUAAAAAGUUGAGGUGAUUUUAAUCAGUUUUAGUAAUUUAACUUUUGUAUGUUUUAAAGUACAGUUGCAUUCCCCCCCCCUUGAUUUUACUGUUUUAAACCACUUUGAGGGUGUGUUUUUUUACAUAUUAUGAAACAAAUAAAUCCCCAAAGAGGAGGUACAGACCAUAGAAAAUAAAAUAAUGGACCUCAGCUGUUUAUGAAUGCUAUUACUGGCCAGACUAGCAGUGUGAUAGGUUGCCUCUAUCUGGGGAAAUAGCACAACUAUUCCAUUGAGUUAAAAAAAAAGUUGUGGGUUUUUAUUUUUUUUAAAUGUUUAUCAAUUUAUUUUUUAGAAUACAGUUUCAAAAAAAUCAACAAGAUGCCACAAAUCAAUCGAAGGAAAACAAAAAAUCAUAACUGUAUCCAUGACACUGAGUGAAUUGGGUUUUUGAAUGGGGGGGGGAGCUGAACGAGGGGGGGAAUGAGAGGGGGUGUAUUGUUUAAGGAGUUGAGCAGCUGCCAUGUAAAAAGUGAGUAAACAAAGCAUAGCUGUUUAACAGCAAAUGUCCAUUGUGGAAGCAGCUUUACAUCAGUAUUGUAUUGGAGUCUGAUUACUGUGCUCUUCAUCUUUGCAGGUGAUUCAGAUCCUAGGUGACUCCUUUCCAUACAGGCUGGUUGCAAAGAAAAUAGACUGUAAGUUCAUACCUCACUACAUCUUUGCGUGGCGAGUUCCCGCCCCCCCCACCAGGAUAAAUAAAGACACAAGACACCAUAAUUUAAGGUUAAAUGGGCAAAUUAGGCCACAACUUUAUUGAAUCCAGGAAUGAGAGGCAUUGGCUUAGGCAUUGGUCCUAUCGACUAUCCGGCUCCAGCCCAUUUGCUGGAGACACGGGAAGGGUUAACACCAUAGAGGGGGAGUCUCCUGCUGAGGCACGUCAACUAGGAGCUCCCCCGGGUCACCGCUCGGGGGCGUGCCUUUGGCCCACACCUCCAUAGGCUUCGGACAGGGCCACGCCCGCCAGAGUCCUUUAUCGGACCACCCUUCGUUCACUGGGGGGAGGUGAUGGCGUUCCUCCCCCCCACGCACAUCCUCUUAACCCCUUCUUACCAAUGCCUAACCGCCAAUGCCGAGGAGUUGUGAUGAGUUGCUACGAGGUAGGCGAAAAACCAAAUGGCUGUAAAUUGCUAAUUGGGAAAAAUUCCUACCAUGCCCCUUGCAGCGACAGACCGAAAUCCCUAGCAAAGUCAGAGACCUACCUAAAGCCUACCCAAAGGGAGGGAGGGUGGGAAAACGUGGGGGCUAGCCAGCGAAAAGAGGGCGAGCCCCCUCUGCACCGGCCCUAAAUAGGGCAGGCCACCCCCCCAACCAGCCAAUCGGCCGGGAUUCCCCUGCUCUCGCGGGGGCUGAAACCAGACCCCGCUCAUGUGGGGGUGGGCGUGAAGCCCGCAACCCCACCUCCUGGGCAGGCCGGAAGUGGCUUUGUGCACUUUUUGAGUGUUCCUGCAAUAUGCUAACUGCAACCUUUUCAUUUUGCAGUGCCUGAGUACCAAGGGGAACCUGAUGACAUUUCUAUCCAGAAGUGCCAGGAAGCAGCUAAGCAGGUCCUUUCCCCCCCCUUCUAGAUCUCUACUUCUGAAAGCUUUUUGGGCAAUAUUGCACAAACCUAAGGCCAGAAAAAACUUAAAAUUAUUACAAGCUUCGUGCCUUUCAGAGAGUAUUCUGUUCCCAUUAACAUUAUUCAGUGCCAUUUCACUGAUUGUACAGUGGCCAACUUGGGUUUGUCAUGAGAACUACCAUAUUUUUGGCUCUAUAAGAUUCACUUUUUCCCUCCUAAAAAGUAAGGGGAAAUGUGUGUGUGUCUUAUGGAGCGAAUGCAGGCUGUGCAGCUAUCCCAGAAGCCAGAACAGCAAGAGGGAUCGCUGCUUUCGCUGCGCAGCGAUCCCUCUUGCUGUUCUGGCUUCUGGGAUUCAGAAUAUUUUUUUUCUUGUUUUCCGCCUCCAAAAAUUAGGUGCGUCUUGUGGUCUGGUGCGUCUUAUAGAGCGAAAAUUUAUUCAGUGGAGUUCUGUAAGCCAUUAUGAGUCGUUAAAGAGAAUGCUUGUUUGCAUCCAAUGAAUCUAGUUUCAGUAGCCAGACAUUUUUAAGUGUGUGUUCAAAAUGUACCAUCUCUAAAUUUGCCACACACAACUCUUUCUGAAAUAAAUGCAAAUUAUGCUCAUCUUUGGGACGCAGGUGGCCCUGUGGGUUAAACCACAGAGCCUAGAACUUGCCAAUCGGAAGGUUGGCGGUUCGAAUCCCUGCGACAGGGUGAGCUCCCGUUGCUUGGUCCCUGCUCCUGCCAACCUAGCAGUUCGAAAGCACGUCAAAGUGCAAGUAGAUAAAUAGGUACCGCUCCGGCGGGAAGGUAAACGGUGUUUCCGUGUGCUGCUCUGGUUCGCCAGAAGCAGCUUAAUCAUGCUGGCCCCAUGACCUGGAAGCUGUACGCCGGCUCCCUCGGCCAAUAAAGCGAGGUGAGCGCCGCAACCCCAGAGUCGGUCACGACUAGACCUAAUGGUCAGGGGUCCCUUUAUGCUCAUCUUACCCGUACUAUCUGUUCUUUGUGCUGAAUUCUGAUUGUAUGCUCCUCAGAGAGGAAAGACCUAAUCGCUUAGAGUUUAUAAAAUGCUAUGUAUAUCAGUUGUAUUAUAUAAUUCACUAACUGAAUAAUGGAUACACAAAACAAUGUAUGGCUAGGAAUAUAAUAAUUAUUUAUUCUGUUAUCAAAUCAAUGUGGUCUAGUUCUAAGCCUGUCUGCUGAAAGUGUCCAACUAGAUACCUUGAAUGGGAACUUUAAAGGCUGGUUGGGUUUCUGGGUUUCCUCAGUCCUUUGGUGCUUGUCUUCAGCACCCAGAAAUAAAGGAAUAUGUAAUGUCUUGUAAUAUGGAGGCUUUCAUUUUGGCUGUUGUGGUUAGUAGUCACCAACAGACCUGUUGUCAGUUAGGAUCUUAAACCAGUUUGUGCUGAUUAACAUUGCAACAUCCUGUGUUAAUGAAUUCUACAUUUUUAAAUUUCAAAAUGCCCUUAUAUGCUUCUUGUUUUCUAUUCUUUUUCUAAAAAUAUUAUUAGUGUUUUGUUGGUUGUAGCAUGCAGCCUGAUCUCAAAUUUUGUGCACACAUCUGGACUGAAAUAAGUGAUUUUGACUGAAUUUCCAUAUCUGUAGCUCUUCCACACAAAACUGAAAUACUCUCUUCCACUGUAGAUUUAGAAAGUCAGUCAAAAAGCUCUUGUUGCAUGCGCUGAAGGCUUGGCUCUCUGGAUUGGGCUCAUUAAACUGAUAUAUUCAGAGAACUUUCUCUUGUUGCCCCAGUAUGUCCUUCCUUUCUUGACAUAGUAAGAUUUACAUAGUAAGAUUUACAGAACAUGUUAUUUGAACCUUAUUAAAUUUUAAAGUUUCAGUAAGUCAUUUUGGAGAGAUUCUCUUGGAGUUCUUCAUACUGGAUAGAGGCAGCGGAAGAGAAUGCAAAGAUCAUAUUCACACACAAAAAAUACUGUAGGCAAGUCCCAGGAUGAACAAAAUUUCCAGUUCAGAUUACUUCUUAGUAAUCUGAGUUGAAAGGGACCCCAAGGAGUCCCCCGCAAUGCAGGAAUGAUUAAUUAUGAAAGUCAACUUACUUGUUCUUCGAUCACAUUUGUAUUGAAGCCUUUUGCCAAGGAUUUCUCAAUUGCAUAAAUGUCCUACUCUGCAAGGAGACAAGGAAAGCAGAUGUCAGCAAUAAACCGAUACCGAGCUCUAUAUCAUAGCAGCAACUACAUCUUGGCUAUUAGUCCCAACUGCUCUGGAAGGGUAAUCUUCAAUUAAUGGGGUCCAGCACAUUACAGGAGCCUCUUACGGCAACAGAGCAGGGGAGCCUGUGGUCUCAUAGGGGCUUCUGCAAUGGAGCCCUCAGAAUCCAAGGAUGGCAGUGCCACAUUACCAGGCCAGGAAGGCACUUCCCCCCUCAACCCGGCUUGCUUGGUGGAAUCACUUCUGCAUCUGCCCUCAUAUGCCCUUCCUUUCUACUUCAGAGUCCUCAACCUUAUCCCCUGAAGAAGGUGAAUCUCUCCGAGUCCCUAACACAGUGGGGAUCUUGCUUAUUUCCAUGUAGCAGCUGCAUAGCUGUGUCAUUUGCAAUAAAUUUGCAUAUUAUUAUUAUUAUUUAUUAGAUAUUUAUAAGUUCUUUGGGAAGAUUAUUUAUGUUUACUUUUGGAUACAAAGCCCCUUUACAAUAUUGGGGGAGAACUCUGCUGUCUAAUUAAUUAAAUUGUCACUGUAUUCUCACCAACAGAUCCAGGGACCAGUUAUUGUCGAAGAUACUUGUUUGUGUUUCAAAGCCCUUGGAGGACUCCCAGGGCCGUAUAUGUAAGUAAGAGUUAAGGCUUUUAUUCAGAGGAUAGUUGAUAAAUGGAAAAUGUCAAAAAGUGUUUAACAAUAUUCUUUGAAUCCAUUGACACAUGGAUUAGAUUGGUCACCCAAAUAACUCCUAUCAGCCCCAGGUAGCAUGGGCAAUGGUCAGGGGUUUCGCACCCCGAAAAGUCCGUAAGUAGAGUGCUGCUAUUGUGCAUCCGCACAUCCUUGCACAGUGGGGACAUAGGUUUCUGGGCAAGAGUUGAUCAUGAUGAGGGUUUGCCAAACAUGCCUUCCUCUUAGCUCGUUUCUCCCUUUCGUCCUGAGUUUGUGCUGCUUCAAAGUCCAUGAAUCCAGAGCGUCCCUUAUAUUUCAGUAAGAACUUGGAUGGCAAAUUUAUAGCCGAAUUGGUUUUCUUUUUCUUCCUGGUUGGUGGGGCCAAAAAGCACCCCACAAGAACAAACUGAUAAUAGGAGGGGUAAGCAGUGCCUUUAACCUCUUUGGCUCUACUAGUGUUUACUUAUACUGUAGAUCACAAGUCCAUUUAGCACAAUUCAUAAAGAAUUGAAAUGAAUAGAAGCAAUGGAAAUUACAGUAAUCUAUGCCCUGGUAGCCUCUUUAAUGGGCUGCUGCAAUGUGUUGUGUAUGGGACUGACGUUGAAGACUUUUAGAAACUUCAGUUGUUACAAAAUAAAUUAUUUUAAAUUGUAUGUCACUCUGAGAAUCUUGUACUGAGCCUAUACAGUGAUCAAAUCAGAGUUGGCUAACCUGUAGGACAACAUAAGCCACUUACCCUUUUCCUCAGAGGCCACCUUCUGCUUUUUUUGUCUUUGCUUCUCAGUAUCACAUUGGGGUGAGAAAUUUGUGGCAUCCAGGUGUCAUUGGACUUCAACUCCCAUCAGCCCCAGGCAGCAAAGUAGUUGAGGACAAUGGGACUUUUAGUCUGGAGGGCCAACAGUUUGUCACUUUGGUUUAAAUAAAUAAUUGAAAUAUUUAUUGAAAAUAAAGCAUUUAGGUUUCCAUGCUUAUCAAAUACUAUUUCACUGUUUCUUUUAUUUAUUUGAAAUAAUGAAUAUUAUUUGAACCUGAAUUUUCAUUUCAGAAAAUGGUUCCUAGAGAAGCUGAAACCAGAAGGUAAUUUGGUAUUUCAUCCUACUUCCUUCUGUGAUGAGGCACCUCUCCUGAAAUUUUCUGUUUUUUUCUGCAAUGUAUAGUGAUGCUCUGUAGUGACCAGACUUAUUGGUAGCAACCUAGCUCACUUCCCAUAGCAGUCUGGCCCUGUCAUCAGUCCCAUACCUGGCUUCCCAUUCUUAAGCAGUCAUGCUUUUCUUUUCCUGUAGAGUUUACCGUGGCAUACAGUUCCAGAAUUCUAAAUGUUUCUAGCCUUCCCUCCAUUGCCAGUCGAUCUUCCUUAACAGAUCGUGCCUGAGCUGCUUCUCUUUCCCUCUAUUUCUGCCUUGAAUGAUACUUUUGGGUAUGAAUCUACUUCACUGCCGAGGUAUUAGUCUGGCAGAAAUGGCCCUGAUUUUCUGCUUGAAUAUGUAUUUUAGUCCUGAUUUAGCCAUUCCUGUCUAACAAUACAUCGGCCACAAUUGAAUGUCACAGUAAGCAAGAAACAAAGGCUAAUCAUGCAUGAGCAAAUCUUGCUCACUUUGCUCCUCCCAAGCCAUGAUCCUUGGUGCUUAGCACUGCAUCUGUGGUUUGCAUUAUGGUUUGUUUCGCUCCUGGCUAGCCAUGAGCUGAAGCCAAGGUUUGUAAUGCUAAAUCAGUUCAUAGUUUGUUUCCUUGGAAGUUGCACCAAGCCAGGGAUUGUAAUGUGUUUCUUCCUGGAACAAGUGGGUAGGAGACAAAUAAUUCAGCUAAGCGUGUUAACAAUUGACCAUGGUUAACAGGACCUUAAAUGCUGAUGAAGGUACCCCCUUUCUAAAAAACAGGAAAAGCUGCUUAAAGAGGGGGCAGCAAGGAUCAGAGAAGUGGCAACAGGGUGUUUAACCCUUUCCUUGUCUGCUCUUUCUGGCUGCAUACACACUGUACAUUUAAAGCACAGGGCUUCUCCCACCCCCCCACCCCCCCACCCCCGCCAAAGAAAAGAAUCCUGGGAACUGUUGUUUAGUCCUUACAGGGCUACAGCUUCCAGCAGCCUUAGUGUUGGUAUAGUAGUGUGUAAAAGACCAUGUCAGUCUUACAAUAAUAAUAACACUGAAAACAAUACCUUUGGCCAUCAAGGCAGCAAUAUGUGCUGAGAUGGGUGCAGAACUGAUUGAAUCCCAAAGAGCAGCCUGCCUUCCAACAGUAGGAAAGUGCACAGUUCUCAUAGUAAUGAUAUGAUUCAUGGGAUGUGCGUGGGACACUUGUUCAUGCUCCAAAUGUGUAUGUUUUCUUGGUUUCUACGUAAGUAUCUGCUUGUUGGGCAACACUUUCCCCAAAAUAAAUUAUCUGACAUUCCUUUUUCUUUGGCCUAGGGCUGUACAAACUGUUAGCAGGAUUUGAAGAUAAAUCUGCUUAUGCUCUCUGCACCUUUGCCUAUAGCACUGGAAAUCCAGAUGACCCAGUGAAGCUGUUCAAAGGCCAGACUCAGGUGUGUAUAAGAGGUUUUGCUACAGUGAUGGUUUUGGAUUAAUGAUGGAGCAGGGUGGACCCAAGCUCUGAGCAACCUAGGUUUUGCCAAUAUAACAGUAGUAAUACUUUCCAUGGCCUGUUCAAGUGCAUCACAUAUAAUUAUUUCAGAGAUCUGGUAAAAUACCACAUUUGCUCAAAUCUAAUAUGCACCUUUUUGGCCAAAUUAGGCACCCUAAUUCAAAGGAGCAUUACAUUUGAGUAAACAGGCUCGGCGCACAUGAACACUCCCCUCCAAGCCCCAUCCCUGGGUGGCAGUACCGCUCAGUAUGGGCCUACCCAGCUCUAGCCCCGUCCCCUAUCAGAGGGCUGGGGGGGGGGGAGGCAUCCAAGUUCUGUCCCCGCGAGGACUGGAAGGCAGUAAACAGCAUCCUCCAAGCCCUCAAGGGCAGGGUUGAGAAGGGGGGAAGGAGGGUGGUGACCGCUCAGCGCACGCCUGCCAAGCAAGGUUAUCCAAGCACCGUCUCCCAUCAGCAACGAGGGCUGAGGGAAGAGGGCAUCCAAGCUCUGUUCUAGCGAGGGCUGGAAGACUGUUUAGUUAGGCUUGCCAUAUGUCUGGAUCUCCAGGGGUAUAAUCUCUCUGUGUGUGAUUUUUAGGAUUUGCAUAAACGUUUGGGGGCCAGCUCACACCCUCCUCGGUGCCCUCAAACCACCUGCAAAGCUGCCCAGGGAAGCAAGGAGGGGAGCGCGCACACAGGGUGGGGCUGUGGAAUGCCCCUUUCCAUAGCCACUCCUGCCUCCCCCUCUUCUUUCUCCUCACAAUUACCCAUCAUGUGUUGGGGAAGACGUGAGCGGGGAGGCUGGAUGCCAAGGCACCUCUCUCCCUCUCACACUCUUCUUGUUCCUCCUUUCACUCUCACACACUUCCAAUUUAUCCACUCCUUGGCUAUUUUCCCAUCCUUGGGUCCCAUCCCCUGGAUAAGAGGCUGUUGUGGAUCUCUUCCCUCUGUGCCCCCCCACCUUUCUAUAGAAAAUUCUCUUCUAUUCCCCCCCCCCCAUAAGGCAGAGAAGGUGCACUUGCUUCCCUUUAUCUCCCUCUCUCUAAACUUGCAUCCUCAUCCAAGGGAGGCAGUGGAAAGGCAUCCCUCGACAUUGUGUUGUGCAUUGCAGUUAAUAGGUUAGGAAUUAGAUCAGAACCAGCUGCUUCUUCCCGCCCCCCAAAAGAGGUAGCGGUGGUGACCUGGAUUACAACACCGCCUCCUCCUGGUUUGCAACUGGCAGUGCCAGGCUGACAAAUCAGGGCCCAAGACAGCUCCAGCACUGUUCCAUUUUGGAAUGUUGAUAACAGAGAGUGGACCAACAGGGAGCGGAGAAAAAUGUGUGUGUGAUUCUGCGGUGUGUUUUUUAAAAAACCAGCUCCCUCUGCUUGCACAAGCUCUGAGAGGGGCGGGGGGAGGAGGAGGAGCAGGAGGAGCCAAAGACAGCGCAGGCAGCAGGCGGUCGGGAAGGAGAGGGGUGUGUAGUCCGGGUGGAGCCUCUCUCUCCCUUGCUUGGCUGGCUGAAACUCACUGAUAUAAAGAGUGCACUUUUUGCCCAUUAACAUUUGCCAGCAAAUACUUUUUUUGGUUUCAAGGUUCUGAAAAUUGAAGUGUGCAUUAGAUUCGAUGGUGAUUAGACUUGAGUAAAUAUGGUAGGCUAGUAGAAGGACAAGUCUUGCUGAAGUAGAAUCAAAAUGGCUUCUGCUUUAGAAUUUUUUGAGAGUAUUGACAUGCAUGUGGAUGGGAUGAUUUGAUAAAACAUUAUUUACUUGGACUUUCAAAGAACCUUUAACAAAUUCCUUCACCCAAAUGGUCCUGAGCAAACUUUGCAUUGAUGGAAUAUGGGCUGGCAAUGAUGGCGUAGGAAAGGGAUCUUGGGAUCAUAGUAGAUAACUAGACGAAAACAUUGACCCAGUGUGUGGAACCUGUGAAGAAGACAAAUUUCAUGUUGGGGGUUAUUCAGAAAGGGAUCAAAAAUAAAGCCGCCAGUUGUAAAAUGUUUGUAUAAAUCCAUGAACAGGGGAAACUAGUUACUAAAAGAAAGGGGGGGAAAGUACCUUUCCUUUGAUGCUGUCCACCUCUUCCUCCAUGUUUCUGAAGCAUCUUCAGGAUUCUCAACAGUUGGGAGCCUGGCUUAUACAUCACUAUUUUUUAUGCUGGGCACUGAAUGGGAAUCAAGUACUUUAAAAACCCUCUUACUUAUAGGGACAUAUAGUUGACCCAAGGGGACCUAGAGACUUCGGAUGGGAUCCAUGCUUCCAGCCAGAAGGUUAUGAUAAGACGUAAGUUGCUACUUGUCUCUUUGUUAUGUAAAAUAUCCAAAAUGGGUUCAUAGAGCUCUAUAGCUUUUUAAAUGUAUAUGUGGGAAGGGAAUUAUCUGUUUGUUUUUCUUUUAUUAUGUAAUUUGUAUUCUCAUUUUGUACUUUUCUGUUGUAAACUGUCCUGCGAUCUUCAGAUGAAGGGAGGUAUACACAUUUUAAUAAUACAGUGGUACCUUGGGUUAAGUACUUAAUUCGUUUUGGAGGUCUGUUCUUAACCUGAAACUGUUCUUAACCUGAAGCACCACUUUAGCUAAUGGAGCCUCCUGCUGCCGCUGCGCCACUGGAGCACGAUUUCUGUUCUCAUUGUGAAGCAAAGUUCUUAACCCGAGGUAAUAUUUCUGGGUUAGCAGAGUCUGUAACCUGAAGCGUAUGUAACCCGAGGUACCACUGUACUCUGGUUAGUUUGUACAUUGUAGUUCUACAGAAGAUAAUAAUAAUAAUAAUAAUAAUAAUAAUAAUAAUUUUUUAUUUAUACCCCGCCCUCCCCAGCCAAGGCCGGGCUCAGUUUAUUUCCCAAGGAAAUCAUAAUUCUGCCCUGAAAUCUUUGUGGACACAGUAAGCCUGUUAACUUAUGUGGUGAGGAUUGUGUCUAAAAUGAAAAUCAUGUAUAGUCAAAACACAUUGAGUGCAAUGAUGGAUGGGAUUGCCCAAGUCUUUUUCCCCAGAUGCCCACCCUUUAUUUAUUUAUUUUGCCAAACAAAUAAAUCUGAAUGUGCCCAAAUUAAAUGUGUGUAAGUUAUAGGCUUACUGUGUAGUUACUGUCAGGGGGAGUCUAGUGGAAAUUACAGUAGUUUGACAGCAGUGAAAUUCCAAGAUCUCCAAUGAGAGCCAACAUGGUGUCCUCCAGAUGGCAUGAACUGCAGUUCCCAUAAUCUCUUAACCAUUGGCUAUUCUGGUUAGUGCUCCUGUGAUCUGGCUGCCCUGGGUAAGGGAAGUGCUGCAUGCCUAAUAUAAUUCUUCCUAAUUCAGAAGUGUGUGUUUUAGGCUGGGAGGUGUGCAAAUUUAAAGUAAUAAUAAAAAACUGCUACAGAAUUGGUGGACUAUUACAGUUUAUCUUGAUAAUGUUGCAUUUUCUGUCCUUAGCUAUGCAGAAUUACCCAAGUCAGUGAAGAACUCAAUCUCUCAUCGUUACAAAGCCCUGAAAGAACUGUCUACCUAUUUCUCUCAAGAGCACAACUUGACAGAGACCACAUCUUGUCCCAGUUAGCCUGCCUGGGUCUGUGAGAUCCUGUGGCUUUUGUACAGAAAAUUGUAUUUGAAGUUGGAGAUCGACGUUUACUUGCCUGCAAAGAUCAUGUCCAAUAAUUUUAAUUUUCUUUAAAGACCUGUGUUUCCAGCUUUCUUGCUUGUGAAAUAAUUAUUUCCAAAAAGCAGCAUGGCAAAUAUGUGUUGAAGGAUUUAGAUUUUCACUAGAAGCACCAGAAGAAUUCAAGAUACACUAGCAUACAGGAAUGAAGAUGCAAGAAUAAGCAUUAACUGUUCAAGUACCAGGAAAAUAAACACUGGAUUGAUGUGCUUUGUUAUCAAGACAGGCCCUUGAAUUUCCAAGGCAAACCAACAAUGGAGCAGGAGCAGAUUUUGAAAAGAGACAAGAAAUGUCUUAAGGCACCUUCUUCCAAGCAAAAGCUAAAGUGACUAGAGCCAGUGGUGCAGCUCAAGUGGGGCCCCAAAACCCAGGCCCCCCCAAAAUGACCACACAGAUAGCAGGAAAUGACGGGGGCUUGCCUAACCUCCAAUCAGUGGUGUCACUGUGACUUCUCGGGGCGGGGGGAGACAGCAGAGAGUUUAGCGUGGUGAAAAUGCACUAGAUGGGCUCUGCCAGUGCAUAUGCACCAUGCUGACCUCAUUGCUUCUCCCUGCUGGUAAGUUGCAGUGAUGGUUACUGUUGUGUCAGGGUCUGGUCUGGAUCGGAAGAUUGGAGAAUGCAAUCACAGGGAGAUCAGCUCUUAACAGAAGAGGAAGGGAAAUACCCCUCCCCCAUUCCCAGCAUUUCCAGAAGCAGAGACAGAAGCUGCACAGUUCAGAGAGGAGCUACCCAGCUUUGAGAGAGGAGCUAGGCAACCAGAAGGGAGGGAGCAGCUGGGCGAUACAUCCUUCGAGAGUGGGGGGAACCCCUCCCUCCCCCUGAACUCGGAGAUCCGAGUGUGUCAGAGAACAAAGGAGACGCAGAGGAGGAGGGACAUCUUGCUGCAGAAGUGAGGAGGGAUUAGAGUGAGCAUCUGCUAUCCUUGCAGAGAGUUGCCUGUCUGCUCACAACAUGAUACUGUGAUAAAAAGACUAUAAAUCUACCAAAUGCUUGUUAAUUCUUAUUGGUGAGCUACCAGAAGGGAGAAGGGAACUCCUGUACUUGACAUGUUGGUAGGAAAGUUCUGCCCUCCUCCUGGUGACUGCUACUGAUCAAGUAGCCCCACGUAUACACCUGGGCGGACAUGGACAUGGUGGAGCCCACUAUGGUGACAGCUGGUUGCUGGAGUAUUAUUUUUCCUUUUCCUUUUAAAUGUUUUAUCGUCAGGGGUUGUUGGCCAGGCAUAUGCAUUAGUAAGGAGGGGGAAGAAAUUUGAUUCAGUUCACAUUUAAAGGCGAACCUGCUUUUAAGCCACAGUUUCCUACAGAGUACAAGAACACAGUCAUCCGUAAGUAAUCAACAUUCUCUUAAUUUUGCAAUGCAGAAAAUUAAGGCCUGUCUCUUUGGGCUUGCUAGGAAGUUUUGCAGAAACUAUUUUCUUAUUUUUGUUAAAUAUUUUUUAUUAAUUUUCAAUUACAAAAAUCCAAUAUGCAUCUUAUUAUAUUAAUACUAAAUAGAAAUACCAAUUCAAGUACAAAUCAAUUACAUAGCCAAUUAUAAAUCUGAUCUGGCUUCCCACAUGCUGUACUUCAGGGUCAGAGUCCCACCUCCAGAUUAUUGCUCAACGCAAAUACAAUCGAUUCUUGAUAAAAACCCUUAUACCACAGCUAUAAUAAUUAACUUCAGUUUGCAUUAACACAUAUAAUAAUUUGUAAAUUCGCAAGUGAACUUCUCCUUUAUUCUUCCUGUGUGAGGUUUUAAUUUCCAUCAAUUGUUCCUUUAAUUCUUUAUCAAAUAUUAUGUCUAUAUUAAUUAUUCCUGAUCUCCUUUGUGCCUUACGGCUGUGUUGACUCGAAGUUACUCUGGAGAGGUCUCUCUCUUUGUUCUCAACUCUUCUGAUGCAGCUGGAAAUUCCACUUUCGAUUUCAAGCAGGGAGUCACCCAAUGUCCUGCCAAAGCCCUGGUGGGCCUCCAAGUUCUCCCCUCCACAUCCAGUUGAAGCAAUUAAUUAUAAUUAUGCAUAGAAGAGUGAUCUGGUGCCCUGCCAGAGCUCCGGCAAGUCUUCAAAGUCCAGUCCCUUCUCCCCUCAAUGAGGGGGCAAGUAAAAAAAUUAACUCUGCCCUUUUUAUAAUUAUUCCAAAUAUUAAUAUUUUCCUCACACAGUCCCAUUUUUCAUUAUAAUCCAUAUCUGUACUCCCAUCUCCUUUCUUCUUAACUUGCUUUAUUUUCUUUGGCAUUCUCGGGGGGGGCGGGUUGCCGAGUCAUUUAUGUAACAAAGGAAUUAUAAUGAAGUGAUUGGCUUCCCCCUCCCUAACAUACUAUCUUGCUGCUCGAAUGAAGUUAUCUUCCAAUUUAAAUCUGUACAACCUUGUAGCUGUUUCGAUUCGACAGUCCUUAAUCUUGUCCCAUCAUUACCGGCACACGUCUGUGUAUUAAUCCUAAUUAAUCUCUUAAUGAACAGAAGAACUGCUGCUCUUAAUAGCAGCAUUGGAGGGUUACCAAGAAGUGAAGUGCUUUUGCACGCAGCUUCUCCCUACCUCUCACCUCCAUGUCAGAAUGAAAGGCAGGUAUCGAAACGAUCUCUCCCCGGGCCCUGGGGGGAGCUUUCAAGGAUAAUUACCCUCAAAUCAUCCUUGUUUGUCUUUGCUAAAGGUCUCUGCUAUCGUGGGAGCUGUGCCAUUAAGGCAACUGGAAACCGGAAGCCAAACACACACUUUUCAACAUGGUGGGGGCACCAAGGGAAAACACUUCUGCCAAGGCUAUGACUCCUGUUUCUCUCUUAAUAGUUAAAUUAACCCCUCUCAACACCCUGUAGUAAUCUGUCCAGUAUUAUGAUAACCAGGAGCAAGACUUUAUUCUUAGACAGGCAUCCCCAACCUGAAGCCCUCCAGAUGUUUUGGCCUACAACUCCCAUGAUCCCUAGCUAACAGGACCAGUGGUCAGGGAUGAUGGGAAUUGUAGUCCAAAACAUCUGGAGGGCCGAAGGUUGGGCGUGCCUGCUCUUAAACCUCCUCAUCCCCCUGUUUAUUCAGUUUCUGUCCAGUGUGUUCUGCCAAUAAACAGCUUUCCUUAGACUGUGAGGAUGUAGAAUGUUACUAGUUUGUGGGUGCGACUCCCUUAUGCCAUGAGUUUUUCUGGGUGCCAGGCAUUGAGCUCCUGGGUUCAGCAAAUGGCUUUAUUUCAAAGAGAAGUUCAGUUCUUUGUAUAUGCCCAGGAAAACAUGUUGAAUCUGUGAGAAUAUUCUGGGGUUUAGUAUUUAAAUUUCUGGACAGAAUACAAGAAAAGCAGUCUGCUAGAGUACUUUCACAAAGCUGAUAUUAGCUGUCAAAAGGAAAGCAUAAAAUGGUGAAAAUAAAUCUGUGCAACUGCCUCUCAGAAAUUGCCUAAAUGCUAUCUUAUUCUGUUUUAACCACCACCAGCCCUCACACACACAGGAGCACCACCAUCAUAGUCUUACACCCAUAUCUAGUGAGAAAAAUAACCUCCCUUAAGAGAGUUCCCAGAUUUCUCCUUUUUCAACAUACUUCAUCAUAUUCUACACAGUAUUUCACUGCAUCCACCUGUUACCGUAGCAACAUGUUCUAAUCUACAGGGAAAUGUUGCUCUGCCUCCCGGGCUCACCGCCUCCCGUUAGGCAUGUGUGCACAUGCGGGGUGACAAUGCAUGGCUAGUCCCUUCCAGCUCUACAGUUCGUCCUGCACAAUUCAUAUCUGAAUGGUUUCACAGUCAUCUCAUCUGUGCUGCGCCAGCAUGGGAUCUUGAGGUGCUGCCCUUGACUCCACUGGCCGGGCCUGGGUACGGGGUGCCCCUGGAGAGAAUUCCCUCCCACUUGGGAGGCUUCCGCUGGCAAGGUGGGUGUGCAGGUGAAUGCGGACAGGAAGGCUGGUGAUCUCUCACUGCCCUGCCCUUCUCUUCUUUAUAGUUUAUGAUUUUCAGUUUGAUACAUUCCAGUAAUUUUACCAUCAUUUUAACAUUUCAAAACUUGACUUCCCCCUCUUUCUGCUUUUCAUUAAAUUUAUUUAUUUUUAUGUUUUCUGCAUAUCUAAAUGAAUGAAUUUGCUCACCUAUUCAUCUACAUUAAAUAUAUAUACUCUUACAAAUGGGGGGACUUUAUAAAUGGGGGACGUGGGUGGCGCUGUGGGUUAAACCACAGAGCCUAGGACUUGCCGGUCAGAAGGUCAGCAGUUCGAAUCCCCGCGACAGGGUGAGCUCCCGUUGCUCAGUCCCUGCUCCUGCCAACCUAGCAGUUUGAAAGCACUCAAAGUGCGUGUGCUGCUCUGGUUUGCCAGAAGUGUCUUAGUCAUGCUGGCCACAUGACCUGGAAGCUCCCUCGGCCAAUAAAGCGAGAUGAGCACCGCAACCCCAGAGUCGGUCACGACUGGACCUAAUGUUCAGGGGUCACAUUACCUUUAUUCUUAUAAAACUGCAUGUUAUUACAAUAUUCUUAUCCGUUUACAGUUUAUUUGUAAAUAUCCAAUAAACCAUUUCCAUUCUUUUAUAAAUAGUUGGUUAUCUUGCUAAUUUUUCUGGUAGGUUUCGCCAUUUCUGCAUACUCCAUAAGUUUUUGUAUCCAUUCUUCUUUCACUGGGACAUAUUCUUCUUCUUUCCAUUUUUCGGCAAGUAACUUUCUUGCCACUGUAGAUGCACCCAUCCUCACAACUGUUGGGAAAAAGAACCCCCGGGGAUAAAAGCAUGAUCAAAGACUAGUAUAUCUGUAUUCCAAACUUUAUUUAAAUCCAUACAAAAAUUAUUUAUAUAUUUCUUUAUUUAUAUAUUUGGAAUUGUGGGGAGGGGGGAACUGGGCGUGGGAGGGGGGUAAGAGCUCCGCUCGAGCUGCUGGUCUCACUGCUGCUGUUGCCUGGAAGAGAAAAGAAGAGAAAGGAUUCUUAAUAUUUUAAUUGAUUCUUAUGCUGAUAACCCAUCUUUCUGCACCCUCCGCCCCACUGCCAGAUUUUCUCUGGUCUCCCUGUUCCUGAGGAAGAAAGAUCAACACUCACCAUCCACGUUGUUAUCGGUGGACUCCAUCCCCUGGUCGCAUGGUCUCACAAAAAUCGAUCUGAUCUUCACCACCUCCUCCUUCCCGUCCUUCAUGAUGUUGACCUCCUCCUUCCACUGAUCUCCUUCCUCCUCCUGGCAGACCAGGGGAUGUAUCUUGGGCAACCGGCAGCAGGAGACCAGCAGCCCACGGAGCCUCCUCAGACUUCGGAACCUAGGGAAGAAGAGGAAACAAUGAGGAAAUGGGUUCUAGAGAUCUCUGUGCUGGAUUUGGGGCUCCUGGCAGCUAAACCUCCCCUACAUUUCAGAAAGAAGGAGAAAUCCUACUUACACUUGAGACAAAGAGAGUCUUUGAAUUCUCUCCUGCAACAUCUCUGCUCUCCCUCACUAGCUAUCUUCAAAUGGUUGCUCUUCCCAAAGUGCUCAGCCAAGUCACUCAGCAGGGGGACGUGUCACAAUGGAGGAUGUGACCCCCUUACUUUAGCUAUCUUGCUUAAUAAUGGGCAUUGUUCCCCUUCACAGUCACUUUUCAAAUCUAUCUUUCAGUAGGUUAAGCAGUUUUAUUCUAUUUAUUUAGAAAAGAUCUCGAGCUGGCUUCAUCCAGCCCGGUGCAUUUCUGGACAGGACAGGAAACCCCUUGCAAACACGAUGCGGUCAUCAAGGGAAAGCACUUCUGGCCUAGACUACGGCUGCUGUUUCUCACUUCAUAGUUCAAAAUAACCCCUCUCCACACCCUGUAGUAAUCUGUCCAGUAUUACGUUUAAAUGUACCCCAAGCUCUACAUUGGAUUCUUGGUUAUUAAAAACUGGUUGAAACAAUUUUAUUUCAUUCACGAAAGAAAACCUGACAUGGGAUUCUGAUCAAGGUUUAUAGACAAUGGGUGAGACAUUUAUUGAUCCUUUUUGUAAGUUAUUAUUUGUCUACUUUAGUGUAUUAUUUAUAUACAGUAAUCAAGAAGGGGUUGGGGUGGGAAGCAGUUUUGAAUAUGAAAAUGGUGGAUGGCUGUCAUUAGUUCAGAUCCAUUUCAUAGAAUCAUGGAAUCUUAAGAGUUGGAAGGGAGCCAGGGGUCAUCUAGUCCAACCCCCUGCAAUGCAGGAAUUUCAGCGACAGCAUCCCUGACAGAUGGCCAUCCAGCCUCUGGUUAGAAACCUCCAAGGAAGGAGAGUCCACCACCUUCCAAGGGAGUCUGUUUGACUGCCAAACCGCUCUUACUGUCAGAAAGGUUUUCACGAAUGUUUAGUCGGAAUCUCCUUUCUUUGAACUUGAAGCCAUCUGUUCGAGUCCUAGUGUCCAGAGCAGGAUAAAACAAGCAUCCUCCCUCUUCCAUGUGACAGGCCUUAAGAUAGCUGAAGAUCUCCUCUCAGUAUCCUCUUUUCCAGGCUAAACAUACCCAGCUCCUUCAAGCAUUCAUCGUAAGGCUUCGUUUCCAGACCCUCGAUCAUCUUGGUCACCCUCCUCUGCACAUGGUCCAGCUUGUCAGCAUCCUUCUUAAACUGUGGUGCCCAGAACUGGACACAGUAUUCCAAGUGUGGUCUGACCAAGGCAGAAUCGAGUGGUACUAUUACCUCCCUUGAUCUGGACACUAGACGUCUGCUGAGGCAGCCUAGAAUAGUGUUAGCUUUCUUUUGCUGCUGCAUCACGCUGUUGACUCCUGUUAAGCUUUUGGUCCACCAAGACCCUUAGAUCUUUUCCACCUAUACUGCUAGAAAGCCAGGUGUCCCCCAUCCCAUCUUAGUGAAUCUGGUUCUUGCAGAACCUGACAUGACUCCCUAUUGAAAUUCAUUUUGUUUGCAUGUCACUUGUCACCCCACUUGUCACUUUUCCCCAGGAGGACGAGGAACCAUUCAUGGCUGCUCAUCAUGUCCCGGCCGUGGGCAACAUUUGCAGCCUGGUGCAUUGCACCACCAUCUCGGAGCCACACUGCUCCUGUGGCUCUGCCUCCCGGGGUCACCGCCUCUGAGUUCCCGCCGGAACCCAGCCGUUUGAAUCAGCCAAUCUGCAGCGGUCCCAGGGGAGUGGCAAAUCUAGGAGGAGCAGACCUUACCGAUGCAGGCUUCCCUCUAGUCCGCUCCUCUCAUCGGGGAGGAAGUUUGCCCCCACACCAUGUGUUUCUGCUGGAGGCAAGAAGGCAACAUCGGUUGGCUCUUCCACUGCACCUGGGGGCCUUGUGACCACCAUCAAGCGGUCAGCUUUCUCCUCCAGCUGUCAGGUUCUUUCCUGAUGUCCUUUGGGUUGUUUAUCAAUUUUCCUUUAUCUUUGAUUUUAGAUAUAAUAUUUUGAGUUUCCUUUUUCUUCAGUUGCUACACCAGCAACUUUCCUGAUUUUUUUGCAUGUUCGAAGUACUUCUGUUUUAUUCUUUUUCUUUAUUAUUGAUCAUUGAAUUUGUAAUAACUUAAUAGUUUGCUUUAUAGUUUCUUUGUUGGGCUUCUGUAUUAAUUCUUUUUCCUUUUUUGUCAAGGCCUCUAAAAUUUCCUUUUUCUUCUGUUCUCCCAAUUUUUUUUUAAUAUGCAUUUUGUUGUAUAAACAGACCUCUCCUGACCGCCUUACUGGCAUCCCAAACCACCUGUAAUUUUGUUUCUCUAUUUAAAUUUAAUUCAAAAUAAACUCCUAAUAUUUUCUCUGCUUUUUCUAAAAGUUUCUGAUCAUCCAACAACUCCUUACUCAAUCUCCAUCUACGAGUGGAGUCAUUUCCCUCUCGUAGCUGCAGUAUUACUGGAUUAUGAUCUGAAAUUGUUCUUGGUAAUAUUUCUAUUUUUUUUAAUUCUGAGUUUGUAUUCUUGUUAUAAAAAAAGCACGCCUAGACAUUCAGCUUCUGCGCUCAUAACCUAGGUUUAAGGUGCCAUUUAGCUCCUAGUGUUCAUAUCUCAGUUUCUAACCCUGCACCUGUAUGUACACGUAAAGGUAAAGGGAUCCCUGACCAUUAGGUCCAGUCGUGACUGACUCUGGGGUUGCGGCACUCAUCUCACUUUAUUAGCCGAGGGAGCCGGCGUACAGCUUCUGGGUCAUGUGGCCAGCAUGACUAAGCCGCUUCUGGCAAACCAGAGCAGCACACGGAAACGCCGUUUACCUUCCCGCCGGAGCAGUACCUCUGUGGUUUAACCCACAGCGCCACCCAUGUCCCUGCAUGUACACAUACAUACACACAAAUGAAGGAAUGGAGAGAGAAAAAGAAGAUGGAGAAAAGAGAAGAAGAAAAGGGGGGGUGCGUGUGUGCAGAGAAGAAUUAGACGUGGAAAGUAAUAAUGUAAAAGUAGGGGUGUAAAUAAACCAUUUUUAACUUACCAAACGUGGUCUUUUCCUAUGCUGGGGUAAGAGAGGACUCAUUUUUUUAAAAGUCUAACAGCCUAUAUUGUCAUGUUUUGCUGCAUAUUUUAAAGCUCUGCUGGGGUUCUCUCACCAAAGAGUACUUGCCCCGAACCUAGAUCUAGGCAUCCAGGGAAUUUUCCUUUUAUACCUAUAUUUUUCCUUGCCUACCAACAGGAUGCUACUGUGGGGCAGUCAGGUGGGGGGUGGAUGGGAGGCAGACGCAUGGCCCAGUGACUGGUCAGGGAUAGAUGGGAAGUUCUACUUCAACAUCCAGAAGGUCACAGGUUUCCCCAUCACUGAACCAGAAGUUACUGUUGUCAUUUUGGAAAACCGUUAAAAUGAUAUAUAAUGAAAUUCAACCAAGGGGAUUUGAGGAAGUCACUUAAUAAUGUUACCAAGAUUUAAACAGGAUGUAUGUUUGUUUGUUUGUUUGUCUUUCUGUUUGUUUUAAAUUUUAGAAAAUCAAUUAAAAAAUUUG